GAGCGCGGCAAGACGUGCAGCAGUGAUUUUUUUUUCGCUCGUGGGUGUGACGCGCAGGCAAGGGAGCUAUGGCGAGACGUUCAGUGUUGAUCAGUGAAAGAGAUGGGAGUCGGCGAGAUCGACAGCGGGGGAUUCGCACUCGGCGAAGGAAGUUGGAGGCUAGAGGACCGGCAGCAGGUGACCCAAGGGGAAGGGAGUCAAGAACAACAGCCGGGAAAGGUGCCUCUGCACCCGCCGGGUAUCUCGCCGUUCUUCUACUCUGGAGAUUCACUGUCGCAGCCCCCGCCCGCCCACAUGGGUAUACCGUCGUACCCGCUGGAUCCCAAACCAGGGAUGGCGCGGGCUCCGGUGUACCCGUUCACACCAGUCUCCUCCCACUGCGCGUACCCGCCAUUAGGCGCGCCCGACCUGCCGCCGUGGAAUUCUCCGGCGCUCUACCCCUCCACCUCUGGCGCGUUUCGGUCAGCCUACUCUGGCCUGCCCUCCAGUCUACACAGGUUUUCUCCUGGCCUGCUGCCUCACAGUUUACCGCCCCACCUGCUCCACCCCGAGUACCUCAAACACAACGGAGACAACCGGCAUAACGCGGACGUGAAACCGGUCAUAUCUGCACCACCCCCCGGCUCCGGCUCCAAACAGCAGCAAACCAAUGGUCAGGAGCCGGUGUCUGACGCUGCCCGCCUGUGCCGAGCAGAGAAGAAGAAGUGUCACAUCAAGAAGCCUCUGAACGCCUUCAUGCUGUACAUGAAGGAGAUGCGAGCCAAAGUGGUAGCCGAAUGCACUCUGAAGGAAUCGGCAGCCAUCAACCAGAUCCUCGGCAGACGGUGGAGUGCUUUGCCUAAAGAGGAGCAGGCUGUGUUCUAUGAAAAGGCUCGCAUCGAAAAGGAAAAGUGGCACGCGCUCAACCGUGACGAACAGUCCAAAUACUACGAAAUGGCGCGAAAGGAGCGCCAGCUACACAUGCAAAUGUACCCGGGCUGGUCGGCGCGGGAUAAUUAUGCCCAGUCUAAGAAGAAGAAGCGUAAAAGGGAUAAGGUGGACGGAGGUGAGUUAGAAGCCCAGAUGAAGAAGUGCCGGGCCCGAUACGGUCUGGAGCAGCAGGACCAGUGGUGCAAACCGUGCAGGCGGAAAAAGAAGUGCAUACGCUACAUGGAGGACGGCGAGGGAGGAGGCGAGGACGGCGAUGGUGACGGAGAGGACGCCACAGACGACGAGGACGGCAUGGAUUCCUCCGGAAAUGGCGACGACGCCCAGACGCCCAACUCGGGGUCGACGGACGACCAAGCGGCCACCAACUCACCCUCGGUGUCAAUGUCGAGUCUGGCCAGUCCCGGGUACUCAGUGACCUCGCUGCUCAGUCCCAGCCCCAUGGCGCCCAGUCCAAAGACGCCAGGAGGGGUCAUGGUGAACGGUGUCGGCGACGCGGCGGCGGCGGCGGCGGCGGCGCCCGUCACCUCGGCCGGCUCGGGCGGGUCGUCGGUACCGUCACCGGCGUUCCAGCAGCCGCGCACGCCGGUGGGAGCCAACCCGCGAGACGUCAACAACCCCCUGUCGGUGGGCCAGCUGACCAACAGCUCACCGCGCCCCUGCCAGCCGCUGGGCGGGCCCGCCGGCGCGCCGCGCACCGGCCAGCCGCCAGCCGCCUCUUGCGUGAGCGUCACGUGACCUGCGGAGCCGCCGCGCGCCGCCGCCUAGCGUCGGUCACGUGACACCCACUGUGCCAUAUGUAGGUGUAACGCCAGUGCCGAAUCCAGGUGCAAUUGCUGCCGAGGCGCCCCCUGCCGCCGCUGGCCGCAGAGGUGCUGCCAGAGUGGCGCGCUCUUCGGCGCCCUAAGUGUACCCCGCUUCCUGAUUGUGCUUACAGAAUGUGAUAUUGCUUGAGCCCACGUGACGCGGUGGUUCUGGCGCCGCCGCUCUGGUGGACUGGCGAGCGCGCGCCGGCGCCGACGGCGCCCGUUGUUUUGCUCAGUGCGUGUGUGCGCCGGUCGGGCGGCGGGCGCCGACUCGGGGCGCCCUGCGGGGGCGCCGGCGCCCGUCACAAACCGAUCGAGAUGUUAUAUUUUGGUAUCGCGCGCUUUCAUUGGAGCCGGAAGGUGCGGCCUGUUCUGUUGAUAGCGCAAGGCUCGAAGUAGAUACCAUGUUGGAGACAGGUCCUGGCCGUUUAGUUUUGCGACUCCCUAAAAUGCGCCCGAAACUUUACCUCAUUUCAGCUUAACAUCCAUUCCAUAUUGACUUGUAAAUAGAGGAUUUUUAUGGUGAAUCAUAGUGUACAUUGUGUGUGUGUGUGUGUGUGUGUGUGUGUGUGUGUGUGUGUGUGUGUGUGUGUGUGUGUGUGUGUGUGUGUGUGUGUGUGUGUGUGUGUGUGUGUGUGUGUGUGUGUGUGUGUGUGUGUGUGUGUGUGUGUGUGUGUGUGUUUGUGUGUGAGAGAAUGUGUAGGGCGUGUCUCAUCCGUAAUGGGGGUUUUGUUUGUGAUUGCUUGGUAAGAGUCCUUGUGUCAUAGCGGCGUAACUAAUGCUUCUCAUAGUGGCCGAGAGAUGGCGGGCGCAGCGCGCCGACCGGUCACGCUGUCACGUGACUCGGGCACGGACGCGUUUUAUUGGGUGUUUCUGUUUUGCUACCUGCAUUGUGGCGCUGUUCAUGUACAAAAUUCAGAGAAGACUGAGUGCUGGACGGACUAUUCUUGUAUUCUGUACGGGCAUCGCACUUUUGACAUCUGUUAUCAGACCUCUCACCGAUAGCCCGCGUAUUCGUUCUGGUGGCCACGCCCGAAAGUGCAUCGAGAUUGUAGGCACGUGUAGAGCGAUUUUUCUGAGCUUCAAGAGUGUCACUUGGUUAGCUGUUGCUGGAUAGUGAUCAUGUUUCGCCAGAUUGGCAUUUCAAGAAAAUGUAUGACGUUUUUUAUGUUUGGUUUGUCGCAAUGUGCUCACCACGAGAUUUGGGGAUUAUCUGGAGAGUUUCAAUCGUGCAGUUGUCAAACUUAAAAGUUCUCGGGAAGUUUGACAGUUUUCCCAUUGUCAGCAUAUUCGGUACUAGGUCGCUGCUGUGUUACCUGAGCUUGUUUGCGAGUGGCUGUUACGAACAGGAACCCAGUAGGAAGAAACUUACGCCUCUUCAUUUUCAGGAUAAUGCGUGCUAUAUUUUACCUAAAUUACUGCAAUAUUAAUAGUAUCGUUGACAACGUAAAAUCGAAUGGUAUCAGACUACUGAAAUUUAUAGACCGAAAAGUGUCUAUGGUCUGCGGACAAAAGUGCCAAAUGUCUUCACGGAGUGGGAUGUGUAAUACCUGAGCGUUCGCCCGUUUUACUAUAGGGCCAUUUCAACGAUACAAUGACAUUCGAAAUCAGUAGACAUCACAUCACCGAAUCACGUCAUCGGAACGUAGUGACAUCAUGCGAGCUACGUCAUUGUUCUAUCGUAUAUGACGUCAUUUGUGGGGCCGAUGACGUCACUCUUGACAAUCAAUUUUGGAGGCAAUAGUGGUGCACAUGGCGCCCCUUCGAACGGCGGCUCCUGCAGAUGUGACGUCACGUGAGUGUAGGUGUGUGCGUGACGUCAUACCGCGCGCGUGUGUGACGUCAUAUGGUGUGUGGUGACGUCAUUACUGGUUUGUAACGAUCUCCCGGCGAGGGCAUGCUGAUGAAUGCUUGUGGUGCAGAGAAAUACAGUGUUUACAUACGA
This is a messenger RNA of Amphibalanus amphitrite, 3678 nucleotides long. Its product is annotated as protein pangolin, isoforms A/H/I/S-like. Gene Ontology annotation, biological process: canonical Wnt signaling pathway; regulation of transcription by RNA polymerase II. Gene Ontology annotation, cellular component: beta-catenin-TCF complex. Gene Ontology annotation, molecular function: RNA polymerase II cis-regulatory region sequence-specific DNA binding; DNA-binding transcription factor activity, RNA polymerase II-specific. The record is from RefSeq and is a predicted model, not a curated record. NCBI's taxonomy places the organism in Eukaryota, Metazoa, Arthropoda, Thecostraca, Balanomorpha, Balanidae. The transcript is spliced from 11 exons. Bases 103 to 1665 code for a protein of 520 amino acids.